UUCCCACGAUAAACUAUCUCUCGUUCAAAGCCGAUAAAUACCACAAAACAGCCAGGAUAUCCUUUCAAGCUCACCCACUCGUCUGUUGCCGCCGCUACUGUAAAGCUCCCUCUCCUAUCAUUCACCACCCGCUCCCACUACCCUCCAUAGCUCUAGCCACCAAUGGCCCUACGCCUCUCCAUCUCCUCGUCUCACGGGCCGGCGUCCUCGCCGGCCAUCUCCACAUGCCGGCUGGCUGCCUGCGGGCGCUUCCCAGCCUUGGUUGGCACCUCAGCUGCGUCCCAGAAGAGGAGCCUCACGGUGAUGACGGGCUCUGAGAUGAGGGGAGUGACCGCCGUGAGGUCGAGCAGCUUGGAGACAACCUCGGUGGGAGCUGAGGCGGUGACCGGACAGGUGACAGAGGUGACCAAAGACACCUUCUGGCCAAUCGUCAAGGCGGCAGGAGACAAGGUCGUCGUCCUCGACAUGUACACUCAAUGGUGCGGCCCUUGCAAGAUGAUGGCACCGAAAUUCCAGGAGAUGUCCGAGAAGAACCUCGAUGUUGUGUUCCUCAAACUCGAUUGCAACCAGGACAACAAGCCUCUUGCAAAAGAGCUGGGCAUAAAGGUUGUGCCAACAUUCAAGAUUCUCAAGGAUGGGAAGGUUGUGAAGGAAGUCACUGGUGCCAAGAUCGAUGAAUUAGCUCAUGCCAUCGAGACAGUGAAGUGAAGUCAAGCUGAGAAAUACCCUGAAAAUGUGCAAGAAUUAGCAUGCUAUCAGCAGUGUACAGUAUGAAUGAGCCACACCCCUUUCGUGGAAGUGGAUACUCAGCAUGCAGAAAAAAGUUAUUCUAGUUCUUCUGCUUAUGAUUUAUAAGUCAUUAAGACCAAUGUACACUCAUUUCAUGUGGAGUGCUCAUUGUAAAUAAUCCUUCCAUGCUUCAUGAGGAUACUGUUUCUUUCCGAUAUUAAUAGUUUGCAAGUGAUCUUAGUCAUACUCA
Setaria italica (foxtail millet) is the source of this 979-nucleotide messenger RNA. RefSeq names its product thioredoxin F, chloroplastic. The record is from RefSeq and is a predicted model, not a curated record. Lineage: Eukaryota; Viridiplantae; Streptophyta; Magnoliopsida; Poales; Poaceae. The transcript is spliced from 3 exons. Bases 163 to 708 code for a protein of 181 amino acids.